This is a messenger RNA of Penicillium canariense, 1848 nucleotides long. RefSeq lists its product as uncharacterized. The transcript is spliced from 2 exons. The record is from RefSeq and is a predicted model, not a curated record. Lineage: Eukaryota; Fungi; Ascomycota; Eurotiomycetes; Eurotiales; Aspergillaceae. The coding region runs from base 1 to 1848 and encodes 615 amino acids.
AUGGCAGAACCAGGAUCCCAAUAUCACCACUAUAUUCCUCAGUUUAUUUUGAAACAAUUUGCAUUUACAACAGUCAAGACAAAAAAGUCCCCGCAGGAAGGUCUCUUACAUGUGUUCGACGUGCUCAGUAAAACAUUUUCCCUCGGAGAAGUUAGGAGGACUUGCGGCAAGCAAGACCUGUACUACAAAGCAGAUGAGCAGGAUCCUAUGAGGAUCGAGCACCUGCUCAGCAAGCUUGAGUGCAAGACUAGCUCGGUUUUCAGAAAAAUCUGUACCGCCAUCACCAAUGGCGCAGCCCAUGUGGACGUCCUGGAGAAGGAUAUCCACAUUCUAUUCAAGUUCAUGAACAUUUCCCUUAGACGGUCAGAGCAGUAUAGAGAUGAGGUCACAAACCCUUACCGCGAAAACGACUUCUUGUUUCAACAACUUUUUGACGAUUCGAGGAGGAGUGGCCGAUCGGCAGAUCCGAGCGACGUCUGGCUUGAGCACCUGCUCUACCUUCUCGAGACUAGCCACGAAGACCUGCUUGUAGAUGCUGAAAAGAUCAAUGAUAACUCACAUAAUAGAGUUGCACAAACCUACAAGGCGUUUGUUGAAGGAUAUGCCCUUCAGGUUUGGAAAGCAGCUGAUGGCUACGAGUUCUUCCUCAACGAAAGCCUAGUGGACUUUGAGGGUGAUAGAGAAUCACGCUUGGGGAUGGAAACAAAAGAGACAGGGCCUCAGCUUAUAUGGAUAACUUCAGACGACAUGAAUCAUCUCAUUCUCCCAAUUAGCCCUGAUGUUGCAGUUGUAUUCUGCAACGAAGCACAAUGCUGGGAGUCACCAUUCGCUGAAAGUAUGCACCGUCUUCAGAUUCCAUUCCCGCAGAAUAGUUUACUGAAAACUGCACCACACAAGGACGUUGUCAACAUUGAUGUCCCAAGCAAACCACGGGGCAAGAAGACCUGGCCGCCAACGAUCGCAUGGCGUGUGAAUAUUGGAAUGCUUUCCCCACGCCAUCAUCAAAUAAUUACAUCCUACAUCCUUGGCCAUGCUCGAUCGCUUAUCAUAGUCCGAUCCCGAGCGCGAUAUGAGAGAGCCAAAAGAGAUCUAGAAGUCUUUUCGAGAGAGAGAGCGGAAGCAUGGACGAGGCAAGGAUUUCGAUCCGACUACCAAACUGGGCACCCACAGGCCAACGGAAAGACACAUGGCGGGCCGGUGCUUGAGAGAAUGGUCGACGAACACAUGUCUGCUCUUGACGACAUCAUUCGUAUAAUAAGCACGACCAAUGAGCCUCUACCGCGCAACAAGGAUAGUCUAGUCAAGUCCUGGCUAGCAAUUCGCGCCAUUCACUUCGCAAAGGGCAGCUCAAGUCACUCAUCAAAGCCCGACGACUUGUCUAUCAUGGAUCCUGCCAUCAGAGCAGCUCUUGAAGCUGCCUAUCCCCCCAAGCACCCAAACCAUAGAGAUCUUAUCACCAUUGGAUUCUCUGAGUUCUUCCAUAAUGCCCUCGGGGAAGAGAUGUUUGCAAAUCUGUCGUUCGAAAUAUCAAAGAAGAUCUCGGAAGUCGUCAAUGCAGACACCUUCGAGGUGCAUUUUGAAGCCAGCAAAGAAACGUUGGAAUUUCCCGAUACUUUCCUCGGCCAGCAAGUGAAUGAGCACGACAAAGAGAAAUCCAAGCGUAUCCAAGAUGAAUUGAUAAACAAACCCUCAUUCAAAUCGGUCGUGAGAGCGUCUCAACUACUUGAGACUCUGAUAUGGAUGUUCAAGGAGCGCCAAGAUAUUCUGGCAACUUUUGUGCAGAAAAUCGCAGUACCUAUGAAGGAUACACGACCCAACGUCAUUCGACUUCGCGGGAAGCGGGAAUAA